Messenger RNA from Musca vetustissima, 2019 nucleotides. RefSeq names its product exocyst complex component 8 (gene Exo84). The transcript is spliced from 6 exons. Gene Ontology annotation, cellular component: exocyst. Gene Ontology annotation, biological process: exocytosis; Golgi to plasma membrane transport; intracellular protein localization. Lineage: Eukaryota; Metazoa; Arthropoda; Insecta; Diptera; Muscidae. The coding region runs from base 1 to 2019 and encodes 672 amino acids. The record is from RefSeq and is a predicted model, not a curated record.
AUGAGCGACCUAAUAAAAGUAUUUGAUAAUCCCAAUUUUAGCGUUGAAAAGUAUACCAAGCAACUGGUAAAGGAAUGUGUCGGGGGACCCGAUCUUCAGAAAAAGAAGAAGGAAAUCCAAUCAUAUAGCGACAAAACUUCUGCCACCCUGAAGAAAUCGGUAUAUGCCAACUACAUGCAAUUUAUUGAGACAGCCAAGGAAAUAUCAAAUCUGGAAUCGGAAAUGACUCAGUUAUCUCUGCUUUUGCAUGAGCAACACAAUAUAUUGGCUUCACUAACUGAUGGGGCUGUGACAAAGACCGGUGAUGACGAAAGGGAUACACAAACGCAGGAAGAAGCAGAAAAUAUGCAUGCGACAAGAGCAGUAAAGGAGAUGGUGCAAGGUUUCAAUGGCAAUUUAGAGGGCAAGACAUUCCUUUGCGAAGGCGCUCUAACAGAGUUGGACAGCAAUGACUAUCGUCCCAUUCAGAGGGUAUUUUUCUUUCUUUUCAAUGAUGUCCUGAUUGUUUGUAAAGUUAAACAUGACAAACGCCUCGAAUUUAUCGCUGAAUAUGAUCCUAAGAAAAUAGCUGUUAUUAAUAUCAAGGACCUUAACGGCGUAAAAAAUGCCAUAAAUAUAAUAACCCCAGAUGGAUCUAAGAUAUAUCAAAGUAUUACUCCAGCUGGCAAGAGCGAAUGGAUUGAACAAUUUGAAGUGGCAUUCAGAUGGGACCAACAGCAGAAGAAAUCUAAGAAAGGCCUGGCUCCGCAGCCACCGAAAGCAAAAGGUACCAGUACUCCGAAUUCGAACUGCGAGAAAUCAGCAGAUAUGAGUCCAAACGAAUUGGAGUCGGUUAUCGCAAAAGAUGAAGAAAAUGUGGGACCUGAUUGGAUACAGUCUGCCUCCGAUGAAAUUCAAACAUUUAUAGCACAACGACAUUUUGAAGAUGCCGAGGCAUUGAUUAGACGUUGUAAAGAGUUUCUUGUACAAAAUAAGAACUUUGUCGGAGUUGUUGAGAUUGAGGAGAAGAUCAAACAUUUGGAGAGGCAAUUGGCAGAUGUGUUGCUGCAAGAACUAUCAAAGUGCCAUGCACGCAAUCUGGAAGUCGCCUUACGGUCAUCUAAACGUUGUCUGCAAAUUCUUGUAAAUAUGGGCAAGGCUCGCCAAGCAAGUGGUACGCUUUUAAGGGUAUGCUCUAUAGCCUUGCGCACGGCACAAAGAGAGGCCCGCAAAAACAACGCCGAAAUAUCGGAAUUAUUCUUUUGUGAUUUAGCGCAGGUCGCAUGUGCCUUUUUGGUCUCAUUUGAAUCACAGCCUGCAUGCGUGAGUGCGCUGGUAGUAUGGUGCAAUGCAGAACUACAAUAUUUCGCCAGCCAACUAAAGAAACACUAUUUAACCAAAGGAAGUCACUUAGAGUCUAUUGCAAAGUGCGUUGAAGGAGUUCGUAAGCCAUGUGCUAAGCUAACAGAAAUUGGUUUAGAUCUCUCCUAUCACCUAGAAGGAUUGCUCCGAGCGGAUCUUGAAGAUUUGAUCAAUGAAUCCAGAUUAAGACUUUUAGAAACAAUAGGGCGCACGGAUGAUCCUUGGCAACCGUUCAAUUUACAUACAAAAUCUAACUUGAAACGUUUGCUGCUUGAUUUGGAAACACUGGGAAUUGAUAUACGCCCUCACACAACUGGGGAUACAUGGAUAAACUUAACCCAGUCCACUCUUAAUUUCACACGCCACUAUUUGCAAUUGACCAACCACUGCUCUUAUCUAGCGAAGAGCGAAGCGCUAUCAAAAUCAUGUCAGAUUCUAUUGAGAGAUUUGUUCAUUGCACAACAUUCCUUGAAACCGGAUAUCAAUAUGAGCGUAGAUCCAAAUUUCGUUGCGAAGAAUAAACGAUUUUUAUGUGAUGAACUUCUUCCAAUUGCUAUUGCCAAUUUUCGGCGUAUAAGUGGUAGUAAUCCCGACAUACUGUUUAAUAUUGGUGUAACUCGACAAAAUGCGGCCCCUAUUCCUAAAAAGCGCAGUGUCUACCAAACUGAUGUAUUUUAG